GGCGGGGGUAAGCCAGCUGAGUAGCGGCUCGAUUGUUCUGGCCUGGCUAUGGCGCCUCUCCUCCCCCCCGCCAUGGCUCCCCGUGUCCCUGCUCCGCUCCUCUCAGUGAGUGAAAGUGGCCGCCGCCGCCGCCGGCCCAGCGCCCGCAGCCGCCUCAGCGCCGCCGCCAUCUUGGGGUCCCAGGAGCCGCCGAGGGAGCGAGCUAGGAGCGUCCACGCCCAACGCAGUCACCGUCCCACGGCCUCAGAGAGCGAACCGCGGCUCCACCGUCGGCGGGGCGACCCCCCCCCUCCGGACCCCGCCCGCACCCCGCCCCCCCUCCGCCGCCGCCGCGGCGGCGGGGCCCGGCGGCCCGAGCCGUGCAGUCGGAGAUCCUUGUGCAUGAAGACAGGUUUGUUCUAUGGCCUCGGAGCUGGGUGCCCGGGACGAUGGCGGCUGCACUGAGCUGGCAAAGCCCCUCUAUCUUCAGUACCUGGAGAGGGCCCUCCGGUUGGACCAUUUCCUGCGACAAACGUCUGCCAUCUUCAACAGGAAUAUUUCUAGUGAUGAAAGUGAAGAUGGACUGGAUGACAAUAAUCCUUUAUUGCCCCAGUCUGGAGAUCCCUUAAUACAAGUUAAAGAAGAACCUCCAAAUUCAUUGCUUGGUGAAACUUCUGGAGCAAGCAGUUCUGGAAUGUUAAAUACAUACUCACUGAAUGGAGUUCUACAGUCAGAAUCGAAAUCUGACAAAGGGAAUUUAUAUAACUUCUCUAAAUUGAAGAAAAGCAGAAAGUGGCUAAAGAGCAUUCUGCUAAGUGAUGAGUCCAGUGAGGCAGAUUCUCAGAGUGAAGACAAUGAUGAAGAAGAAGAGGAAGAAGAACUCAAUCUCAGCAGAGAAGAACUUCAUAACAUGUUGCGGCUGCACAAAUACAAGAAACUUCACCAGAAUAAGUAUAGUAAAGACAAGGAGUUGCAGCAAUACCAUUACUACAGUGCAGGCCUGCUUUCCACAUAUGACCCUUUCUAUGAGCAACAACGGCACCUACUUGGACCCAAAAAAAAGAAAUUCAAGGAGGAAAAGAAACUCAAAGCUAAAUUGAAAAAAGUGAAGAAAAAAAGGCGGAGGGAUGAAGAACUUUCCUCCGAAGAAUCCCCUCGUCGCCACCACCACCAGACCAAAGUCUUUGCCAAGUUCUCUCAUGAUGCACCUCCUCCUGGCACCAAGAAGAAGCACUUAUCCAUUGAGCAGCUUAAUGCUCGUCGCAGGAAAGUAUGGCUUAGCAUUGUGAAAAAGGAACUACCAAAGGCCAACAAGCAGAAAGCUUCAGCUCGUAACCUGUUUCUCACCAAUAGCCGAAAGCUCGCCCACCAGUGCAUGAAGGAGGUGCGUCGAGCUGCCUUACAGGCCCAGAAGAACUGUAAAGAGACCUUGCCUCGGGCCCGCCGCCUCACCAAGGAGAUGCUUCUGUACUGGAAGAAGUAUGAGAAGGUGGAGAAGGAACACCGCAAACGUGCAGAAAAGGAAGCCUUGGAACAGCGGAAGUUGGAUGAGGAAAUGCGGGAGGCCAAGAGGCAACAGCGAAAACUGAACUUCCUAAUCACCCAGACAGAAUUGUAUGCCCAUUUCAUGAGUCGCAAACGAGACAUGGGUCAUGAUGGGAUCCAGGAAGAAAUCCUAAGGAAACUGGAAGACAGUUCUACCCAGAGACAAAUUGACAUUGGUGGAGGGGUGGUAGUUAACAUCACACAGGAAGAUUAUGAUAGUAACCAUUUCAAAGCCCAGGCCCUGAAGAAUGCUGAAAACGCUUACCAUAUUCAUCAAGCUCGGACAAGGUCAUUUGAUGAAGAUGCAAAAGAAAGUCGAGCAGCUGCCCUACGGGCAGCAAACAAGUUUGGCACUGGAUUUGGGGAGAGUUAUAGCCUGGCAAACCCAUCUAUCCGGGCUGGUGAGGAUAUUCCACAGCCCACAAUUUUUAACGGCAAAUUAAAAGGUUAUCAGCUGAAAGGCAUGAAUUGGUUGGCAAAUCUCUAUGAACAGGGUAUUAAUGGCAUUCUUGCAGAUGAAAUGGGCCUUGGUAAAACAGUACAGAGCAUUGCUCUCCUGGCCCAUCUGGCUGAGAGAGAAAACAUUUGGGGACCUUUCUUAAUAAUUUCACCUGCUUCUACACUUAACAAUUGGCACCAGGAGUUUACUAGAUUUGUUCCUAAAUUUAAGGUGCUACCAUAUUGGGGAAAUCCUCAUGAUAGAAAAGUCAUCAGGAGGUUCUGGAGUCAGAAGACCCUCUACACUCAGGAUGCCCCCUUCCACGUGGUUAUCACCAGCUACCAGCUAGUGGUGCAGGAUGUAAAAUAUUUCCAGCGGGUCAAGUGGCAGUACAUGGUAUUGGAUGAGGCUCAGGCACUCAAGAGUAGUUCCAGUGUUCGUUGGAAGAUCCUCUUGCAGUUCCAGUGUCGGAAUCGGCUUUUGCUGACUGGGACCCCCAUUCAGAACACCAUGGCAGAGCUCUGGGCUCUACUUCAUUUCAUUAUGCCAACAUUAUUUGAUUCACAUGAGGAAUUUAAUGAAUGGUUUUCCAAGGACAUUGAGAGCCACGCAGAAAACAAAUCCGCUAUUGAUGAGAAUCAGCUCUCUCGCUUACACAUGAUCUUGAAGCCAUUCAUGCUGAGGAGAAUCAAGAAAGAUGUGGAAAAUGAAUUGUCUGACAAGAUUGAGAUUCUGAUGUAUUGCCAACUGACCAGCCGACAGAAGCUGCUAUAUCAGGCACUAAAGAACAAAAUUUCCAUUGAGGAUUUAUUGCAGUCUUCUAUGGGCUCUACCCAGCAAGCACAGACCACCACCAGCAGCCUCAUGAAUCUGGUCAUGCAGUUUAGGAAGGUGUGUAAUCACCCAGAGUUAUUUGAACGACAAGAAACUUGGUCGCCAUUUCAUAUUUCCCUAAAGCCAUACCAGAUUUCAAAGUUUAUAUACCGUCAUGGACAGAUCAGGGUCUUCAACCAUUCACGAGACAGGUGGUUAAGGGUUCUUCUUUCUCCAUUUGCACCAGACUAUAUCCAAGAGUCUCUCUUUCACAGAAAAGGUGUUAAUGAAGAAAGCUGUUUCUCUUUCCUUCGCUUUAUUGAUGUAUCUCCAGCAGAAAUGGCAAACCUCAUGCUUCAGGGACUUUUGGCCAGAUGGUUAGCUCUUUUCCUGUCUCUGAAAGCCUCCUACAGGCUCCAUCAGCUGCGCUCCUGGGGAGAGCCAGAAGGGGAGAGCCAGCAGAGAUAUCUGAGGAACAACGAUUUCCUUCUUGAGGUUAAUUUUCCACUCUCCUUUCCCAACCUUUGCAGCUGUCCUUUGUUAAAGUCUCUGGUUUUCAGCAGCCACUGUAAAGCAGUGAGUGGCUACUCAGACCAGGUCAUCCAUCAGCGGAGAUCAGCUACCUCCUCGCUUCGUUGCUGUCUGCUCACUGAGCUGCCAUCUUUUUUGUGUGUGGCCAGUCCACGAGUCACCGCAGUGCCAUUGGAUUCUUACUGCAAUGACCGAAGUGCAGAGUAUGAGCGGCGAGUGCUGAAGGAAGGAGGGAGUCUGGCAGCCAAGCAGUGUUUGUUGAAUGGGGCCCCUGAACUGGCGGCAGACUGGCUAAAUCGACGAUCCCAGUUCUUUCCAGAGCCAGCUGGAGGACUGUGGAGCAUCAGGCCUCAGAAUGGCUGGUCUUUCAUCAGGAUCCCAGGCAAAGAGAGCCUCAUCACUGACAGUGGAAAGCUGUAUGCCCUUGAUGUCCUGCUGACUCGGCUCAAGUCUCAAGGACAUAGGGUCCUUAUCUACUCUCAGAUGACCAGGAUGAUAGACCUGCUGGAGGAAUAUAUGGUUUAUAGGAAGCAUACCUACAUGAGGCUUGAUGGCUCAUCCAAGAUCUCAGAGAGGCGGGACAUGGUUGCUGAUUUUCAGAACAGGAAUGACAUCUUUGUGUUCCUGCUAAGCACACGAGCUGGAGGACUGGGUAUCAAUCUCACUGCUGCCGAUACAGUGAUUUUCUAUGAUAGCGACUGGAACCCCACUGUGGACCAGCAGGCCAUGGACAGGGCCCACCGCUUGGGGCAGACGAAGCAGGUUACUGUGUACCGGCUCAUCUGUAAAGGCACCAUUGAAGAACGCAUUCUGCAGCGAGCCAAGGAAAAGAGUGAGAUUCAGCGGAUGGUGAUUUCUGGUGGGAACUUCAAACCAGAUACCUUGAAACCCAAAGAGGUGGUUAGUCUUCUUCUAGAUGAUGAAGAGUUGGAGAAGAAAUUGAGACUGCGGCAAGAAGAGAAACGGCAGCAGGAGGAAACCAAUCGAGUCAAAGAACGCAAGCGCAAGCGGGAAAAGUACGCAGAGAAGAAGAAAAAGGAAGAUGAAUUGGAUGGGAAAAGGAGAAAGGAGGGUGUGAACCUAGUGAUCCCGUUUGUUCCCUCGGCUGAUAACUCCAACCUCUCUGCUGACGGGGACGACUCCUUCAUUAGCAUGGACUCGGCCAUGCCCAGCCCUUUCAGUGAGAUCUCCAUCAGCAGUGAGCUGCACACCGGCUCCAUUCCCCCCGACGAGAGCAGCAGUGACAUGCUGGUUAUUGUUGAUGACCCAGCCUCCUCAGCCCCUCAGUCUCGAGCCACCAACUCUCCCGCUUCCAUAACGGGCUCCGUCUCAGACACCAUGAAUGGAAUUUCCAUUCAGGAAGUGCCAGCCGCAGGACGAGGUCACUCAGCCCGAAGCCGAGGCCGCCCCAAAGGUUCAGGAAGCACAGCCAAAGGAGCAGGGAAAGGCCGGAGCCGGAAGUCCACCGCAGGCAGUGCUGCCGCAAUGGCAGGAGCCAAAGCAGGGGCUGCGGCGGCCUCCGCAGCCGCCUAUGCUGCAUACGGGUACAACGUGUCUAAAGGAAUCUCUGCCAGCAGUCCUCUGCAGACGUCCCUUGUUCGACCUGCUGGCCUUGCUGACUUUGGACCUUCAAGCGCCUCUUCUCCCUUGAGUUCCCCUUUGAGCAAAGGAAAUAAUGUUCCUGGGACUCCCAAGAGCCUCCACUUGACCAGCAGCCUAGCCCCAGACUCCCUGGUCCGGAAACAGGGCAAAGGCACCAAUCCCUCUGGAGGACGGUAACCGCCUGGGCUCUCCAGCUUCCUUCAGCCAAACCACGGGCUACAGUCCUGGCCUGCAAAUGAUCUUUGGAUGGCUUGCCUAGUGCAGCAUCUUACAUCCCAGGUCAGAGGGCGGAGAUGACCAGUUGCAGCAAGGGAAGGACAGGCAGGUGGUUAGUGUGAGCACUUUUAUCACCUGUGUCUCAAAAGGAGUGCUCUGGGGUUGCCUAUAGGAAGAAGGCCCAAGGACAGGAAUCAUCUCCGCAGCAUCUCAGAUGAACUUUAUAGCCACGUCUUAAACCUCGUGCUAGGGAAGGGCCUGACAUAGACCCCCUUUAGAUGCUGAGGCACACUGUCUCCAUCCCCAUUCCACUCUUUGGCUCUGGCCAUUUCCUUUGCAAAGGCUCCGCGAGUGCUGUGAAGAGCCUUUCAUGGUGGAGACUUCUCUUAGGGCUGUGAUUUCCUGUAGGGCUGGGAAGGGAGGAAAUCAUGUACCUGGCAUCCUCAGUCUUUGGGCAGCUCCCCAGGUUUCCAAACCCCAUUUGCCAGAGUGUCACCAUUGAAGAGAUCAGUGAGUGCAAGAGAAGAUAGUGGCUUGUGAGGAGGACAGAAGGCUGGAGGAAGCAUGCUCGAAGGCGGCUGUUUUCCCAGCGUUUCCUCCCAUGUCCUGCAUGGUUCACACCAGAGAACCUUCAGGUCCCACCAGCAACAGUAGCAGCAGCUCCCGCCCCGGGACUCCCAGAAGCCAGUAAAGAGACCAGGAGCCACCUCAAUCAGCAGCACAUCCUCACUGCCUCUCUUGCAGACUCCUCCUGCCCUUCCUGAAUGCACAGUCUCCCCACCCUUGCCCUUCAGCCCCCUGCUUGGCUGUAUGCACUGUCUGUAUUGCACUGAGAAAGGAAGGGACAGCAGGAGUGAGGUGGAGAGGAUGGAGAGAGGGCAAGCUCAGCCCCGACCCUCCCAGCCCCAGCCCCACCAGCCUGAGCUUGCUUCCCUCCAAGAAAGGCAAAGGGGUGGGGUUUGCGUGGGAGGUGUUUCUACCUGCCCCCAGCCUAAUGUCCCUGGUGGAGCAGGUGCUUCUGGGCGGGCCAGCCUCUAAUUUGCACACCUGAAAAUCGCGGAAUUGAGUUUAGGUAGAUUGAUUUUUAAAACUUUUUUUUGGAGUAGGGGUGGUAGGGGAAUCAUUUAAUUUAAAUCAUUAAGAGUCCCCUGCCCAAACCCAGACUCCUGUGUACAGAUACUAUUUAGAGGGAAUCAGAAAAAUGCCAAGCCUUUUUUCUCUUUGAAUGUGCUGUCUAUUUUUAUAACUGAACUUGUACAUAUGUAUAAAGAGAGACACAUCUUUCUUUUACUAACUGGAGAAAAAAAUCUUAAAUAAAAUGGAGUGAGAUAAUUUUAUGUAAA
Molecule: messenger RNA, 6468 nt
Organism: Diceros bicornis minor
Lineage: Eukaryota; Metazoa; Chordata; Mammalia; Perissodactyla; Rhinocerotidae
Gene: INO80
Product: INO80 complex ATPase subunit
Exons: 36
Coding region: 401-5086 (1561 amino acids)
Biological process (GO): DNA repair; chromatin remodeling; DNA-templated transcription
Cellular component (GO): nucleus; Ino80 complex
Molecular function (GO): ATP-dependent chromatin remodeler activity; ATP hydrolysis activity; histone binding
Source: RefSeq, a predicted model, not a curated record